CUUUAACCGUCUGUUCCUCGGCUACUGCUCAGCCGUCCACGCGGCCCAGACACGUCGCUUGAAUCCCACGCGCGAAUAUCGGCAUAGCAAACUGGUAACGCUGCUGCCAAAAGCACGCCAAUCUUCAAGGUUCGAAGAACAUACGAUUCUGCAGCAAUGGCCACCGCUCGCAAGCGGCCUCGGCCGGAGGAGUCCACUGAAAACGUGGCCGACUGCCCGUUCACUGUUAUACAUCCGGAUCCCAAUGAGAAGGAGAAGAAGACAAAGCGCCGCGGUGGCGGCUCAGAGGAUCGGCCCGUGCCUCCGCCAAAAAUUGACCUCCAGGUCUCGCCAUUCUCUCCCAUCGGCAAGUUUAACGCUAAGGACAACACCAUGGACCGCCACUACCAGAUCGCUCCGUUUGCCAAGUGGAUGGACAUGACCAGAUAUAACAGCUUCGUUUUGAAUGGUGUCAAGUACCACAGCGAGGGCUUCGUCUUCGUCGCAAAUGACAACACUAUUGAGCGCCAGAAGAACCCCGGCGAGUCCCGUCAACCUAGAAAGAAGUCGGAUGACGACUGGGUCGCAAGGAUUCUCGAAAUUCGCGCUGCGGACGAGCAUCACGUGUAUGCGCGCGUCUACUGGAUGUACUGGCCUGACGAGCUGCCGGCUGGCACGACAGAAGGAAAACGGGUCAUCAAGGGUAGACAGCCUUACCACGGCAACAACGAGCUCAUCGCUUCCAAUCACAUGGAUGUCAUCAACGUCGCCAGUGUCACGGCAAGCGCAACUGUUCAUCAGUGGGACGAGACAAAUGAAGAUGAAGUACAGCCGGCUCUGUACUGGCGCCAAGCCUUUGACGUGCGAACCAUGGACCUCUCGUCCGCCGAAGAACGUUGCCACUGCAAUCGUCCCGAAAACGCCGACAAGAAGCUCAUUGGCUGUACCAACGAGGCGUGCCGCAAGUGGCUGCACGACGAUUGCCUGGUCCACGAAGCUCUACUCCGCACUUUCGCACGCCUCGGAACUAACAAGCCUCACAAGCCGACGCCCGUCAAGGACGAGCAAGAUAACGAGACUGGCUGCCUGCCUCCGUCGCCCAGCGAGUUCGGAGCAGCAACAACGGCCGAUCCCUCUAUUGAUGUGAAGCCCGAGGAGCAAAACACCGUCAAAAUGGCUGAUGUCGUCAACGUGCUUCCCAUUAUCACGGCAGAGCGCACGGGACAGGCGCCCGAACCAAAAAGGAGAGGCCGCGGCCGCAAAUCAGAUGCCCAGAAGGCAAAACCAUACGAGGGUUAUUUCUCUGCCAUCAUGAGAAGUGACGUCAGUCCGCCACUUGUCGAGAUUACUGAUCUGCGGGAAGAAGUGACCGGGGGUCUCAAGAAGUGGACGGAGCCUCUGGACUGCCUUGUUUGUGGCCAGCAAAUCCAAUAAACCAGGAAACUCUCGCAUUUGUUGGCAGAGUUUUGCUGGAGGCACAGCAGCAAGGACGAUAGAGGCUUGUGGAACAGACGAUCGGUAGACGAGAUCUCGCGCUUUCCGGUGGUCCGGUCUACGCGAGGCUAUGCUACUAGGUGCCAGCUCCCAAGGAUUUUACGGCAUCGCUUUGUAGAGACGAUCCUUAGGAAUGGUCAAAAAUGGGUGCAAAGUCCAAGAGAUUCGGUUCAAAGUGGAGUACUGUACAGUACAUGUAUGAGUGGUAGUAUCAAGAAACGUCCACGAUCUACUCCCUCGCGUCACUCUCGCCGGAAGUAUUUACGUGCCCGGGCGUGAUUGAGAGAUUAUGAAGUGAUGGAUAGACUUGGAGUUACUAAAAGGACUGUAGCUCAUCGAACUUGAUUACGACGCCAUUGAAUUGGAUGCCUCC
This is a messenger RNA of Microdochium trichocladiopsis, 1846 nucleotides long. RefSeq names its product BAH domain-containing protein. NCBI's taxonomy places the organism in Eukaryota, Fungi, Ascomycota, Sordariomycetes, Xylariales, Microdochiaceae. Gene Ontology annotation, molecular function: chromatin binding. The record is from RefSeq and is a predicted model, not a curated record. The transcript is spliced from 4 exons. The coding region runs from base 157 to 1413 and encodes 418 amino acids.